Messenger RNA from Puccinia graminis f. sp. tritici CRL 75-36-700-3, 537 nucleotides. RefSeq lists its product as uncharacterized. Bases 1 to 537 code for a protein of 178 amino acids. The record is from RefSeq and is a predicted model, not a curated record. The transcript has a single exon. Lineage: Eukaryota; Fungi; Basidiomycota; Pucciniomycetes; Pucciniales; Pucciniaceae.
AUGACCACAAUAGCUCGCAAGGGAGUGGCCGAGACUCAGACCAAGAACCAAAACGAUCAACGUCCGAGUACGGAGACCGACACGCCCAUGGACGUGGACGAGCUCGACCCCGAAUGCUCGGUAGCUACCCUGAAACGCCCUUCCACGCCGGAGAUUCGAGUCCUCUCGAAGGAGGAUCAAAUCAAACUCCGGGUGAAAGAGCACGUCGGGCUCUGGAGGCAAUGUCAGGUAGCAUCCAGAGAAGGGCCGACGGCAAAGCUCAGAGCCUUACUGACUACUGCUCAGGAGAGUCAGAAGGCUCUGCAAAAACUCAUCGACAACGACGAGAUCGAGAGUUAUGUAAAAGGGUGGAACCCUUGGGAGGAAAAGAAGAUUCACUUCCCCGCUCCUCCCAAAAAGUCACUAAUGAAAUUCAAGAAGAACGACUCGGGAAAGAAACAGAGCUCAAGUUCGAUCAACUACGCCGAUCCAGCCAAGUGGAAGAAUGUAGCAGACCUGCUCAAAGUAGCCGCCGGUCUCUACCAGAACCUGAACUGA